Molecule: messenger RNA, 1212 nt
Organism: Synchytrium microbalum
Lineage: Eukaryota; Fungi; Chytridiomycota; Chytridiomycetes; Synchytriales; Synchytriaceae
Exons: 5
Coding region: 1-1212 (403 amino acids)
Cellular component (GO): endoplasmic reticulum; plasma membrane; Golgi apparatus
Source: RefSeq, a predicted model, not a curated record
AUGGAGGAAUACCGUCCAAAAUCAAGGAAACCGGCUAAUACCGCAUUCAAGCAGCAGAGGCUGAAAGCAUGGCAGCCUGUGUUGACCCCAAAGGCCGUACUCCCCCUAUUCUUCAUUGUCGGAAUCAUAUUCGUCCCCAUUGGCAUUGGUUUAUACGUAACUUCUCAAAAAGUGAACGAAGUCAUGUUUGACUACACUGACUGCUCAAAUGCACCCGCCACACUCACUGCUCCAACUACCCUCCCCUCAUGGUCCCCCAUAACAUCAUGGUCUUACGACACUCCAUCCCAAACAUGCACAAUCCAAUUCACAGUCCCUUCAGAAUUCGCUCCUCCUGUAUUCAUGUACUACAGAUUGACAAACUUCUUCCAAAACCAUCGUCGUUAUGUCAAAUCCUUUGAUUCUACUCAACUGUCUGGAAGCAUGGUUAGCUCGGCUGGAUCUAUUAAUAGUCAGUGUGAUCCAUUACGGUUUGCUAGUUGCUCGAAUCCAGCUGCUACAUCACCGUAUUGCUCUUCUCAAUUGGGAUUGGAUGUUAAUGCUCAGAUUUAUCCAGCUGGAUUAAUUGCUAAUUCCAUGUUUACUGAUCAAAUCGGAAACUUGACUUGUAUAAGCACAACAAGCACAUGGCCAAACGGUGCUGUAUGUGCUAGCGGAACAACAGCCUACACCUUUGUAGAAAAGGGUAUAGCAUGGCCUGCAGAUUCAGCCCGUUACGCAUCAACAGACUGGUCAUUAUCCGCCAACGCAUCCCAGAUAUCAUCAAUGUUGCUGCCACCACCAGCAUGGAGAUCCACAUUCGCUAAAUGGAGUAAUGGAUAUAAUGCUACAAACUUACCCAAUCUAGGCACGUGGGAACGAUUCCAAGUAUGGAUGCGUACUGCUGGAUUACCUACUUUUAGGAAACUGUGGGGCAGGAAUGAUGCUUCGUCGCUUUAUCCUGCUGUUUGGCAAGUGCAGAUUCAGUCAUUGUAUAACGUAACUUCAUAUGGGGGUACCAAAUCCAUUGUAAUCUCAACCACAUCAGUCCUCGGCGGCAAGAACAACUUUUUGGGAAGUGCAUAUCUAGUAGUCGGUGUAUUAUGUUGGGUGUUCGGGAUUGCAUUCCUGGCUCGUCAUAUGCUAUAUCCGAGAAAACUUGGCGAUCAUACAUACCUUAGUUGGAAUAAUGCAAGUCCGGGUGCACCAAAUGCUGUUGGGGCUUCUCGGUAA